This is a messenger RNA of Apis cerana (Asiatic honeybee), 4931 nucleotides long. Its product is annotated as zinc finger CCCH domain-containing protein 11A. Gene Ontology annotation, molecular function: metal ion binding. Lineage: Eukaryota; Metazoa; Arthropoda; Insecta; Hymenoptera; Apidae. The record is from RefSeq and is a predicted model, not a curated record.
AAAAAUGGCGCGGAAAUGGUCGUGCAUUUUCGUGUAUUCUCGAAAAUUUCCGCCAUCAUUUCUGUUGCGAAUAGCGUCUUCAACGAAAGGGGCGACAAGUGCCACGGUCGAACUAUUUACCUGAAUCUGUGUGCGAGUCGAUUAAGUGUGUGGGUCAAAGCGAAGAGGCAAAAAAGAAGUCACCUAAGAAAUCACUGCCGUCACACUGAAGGACACGAUCAUUCAUCUUUCUAUCAGUUCUUGCAAAUGGAGCACAGUCAUAAGAAUACCGACUGUUAUUUUUUCUAUUAUUCAACGUGCACAAAGGGUGAUAAUUGUCCAUUUAGACAUGAACCAUCUGCCUUGGGUUGUGAAACAAUGUGUGUAUAUUGGAAGCAGGGUAAAUGCCUUGAUGAACAUUGUAAUUUUAGGCACAUGGAGUUAAGAAAAAAUCGUAAAUCAAUUCCAUGUUAUUGGGAAACACAACCUGGAGGUUGCAGAAAACCACACUGUUCAUUUAUGCAUAAGAAUGCUCGUACAAUUACUAGUGAUCCUAUUAAUCCAGUAAAAAAUUUUGAUUUAACAUCAAAAACAAUGAAUCAAGAAUGGUCAAAUCGUCAAGAUGACACAAAAUAUGAUGGAAGUAGCACAGAAUCAGAUCAAGGUAGAGGAAGCAGUGAAGCAGGCAGUUUUAUUGGUAGUCCAGCUGUUGAUCCUCUUAUCGUCAAAUUUGAAGAAGAGUCGGACAAUGAAAGUGUACCGUCUCCUGUAAAGCCGCAGCCGAGGGUUCCUUACUGCAAGACGUAUGAGGAGAUUCGUCUGGAGGAGAUACAAGCUGAAAGUGCUGCCUACUAUUCUUAUCAGACCGAGGACUACCAGAGCGACGUCAGUGGUGGUAAAAUCAAGACGUGUAGGACCAAACGGAUCUGCCUUUAUCCUUCGAUGAUCAAUAAAGACAAGAAUAACGAGAAGGGAUUGGAUUUCGAAGUUCUCACAUUGGACGAAAUUCGUCGUCGGAAGACACAUAAAGAUCUUGAAAAGAAUCUAGUAGAGACUAAUAAAAGUAUAGGAGUCAAGAGAACAGAAUCGAAAAGUUUAAUCAACGAAAAAGAAGAAUUGACGACUACAGAAUUUUUGAAAGAAGCCAUGAAUACGUUAACCGAGACAAUUUCCGCAAGGGGGAUAAAAAGACGAUUAGAAGAGGAUUGUGAGGAACAAAAAGACACAUCUAGGCGUAAAGUGAAUUGUAAUGUUGAUCGUACUUUCAUUGUUACUAGUGCGCCACCUGUUAAACUUAACCGAAGAUCUCCAAGAAGGUUUAUCUCGCUCGAUAGUGAUAUCGAAAAUCGAAAAAGUGUGAACAAAACAGUGAAAACUAGCCAAGAGAAGCGGAUUGAAGAGAAUAAUGUGGAAUCAAUUAUUGGAAGAAAUAGUCCAGAAUCUACGUCUGUGGAAAGACUGAAUUCUGAACAAGUGUGUAUGAAUAAUAGAACUAGGAAGAAUGAAGUGGAAAUUAGGUUAUGCGACAGUAGUACGGAUGAAGAUCAAAUGCCAUUAGAGAAGAACGAAGAGAAGAAAUCAAUCGGCACAUUUACUGUAGAGGAUUCGAAGGAAACGUGUGACAGUUUGUUGAAUAUAAACGAAGAGGAUUAUCUAACACUGGACAUGGCGUCAGAUGAUAUAUUGAAAGACAUCGACGCGUUACUUAAGGAAAAACCUUCUGUUUGAGAAAGAAGCAAAUAAUGGAUUGACAAAGGGACAGGUACUUAUGAGAAUUCGGUUUGAUCGUUUCUCUGUCGGUCGUUUAUUGAUGAAUAACGAGAAGAAAUGUUUUACCUCGGUUUGGUUUGGUUUCCAUACAACUUCGAGGGUGACAGGAAAUGUUUUAUCUAUUUUUUUUUCUUUUCUUCGCAUAUAAAGUGUGAGAAAUGGUUCAAUUUUUGCUAGAACAUCGAUAGAUUUUUCAUAGACUGAUAAACAGAAAGAAUUUUUAAAUAAUAUAUUCUUAUCGUAUUAUGCGGAGAUAGUGAACGAAUAUAUAUUUAUUCAUUAUGUGCUUAGCCAUUUUUUGUCUGUGUUUAUAGUGAAAGGAAUCAUCAUAUCGAAAAUGGUAAACCAUUAAAUUUUGUCAAAUAUUUGAAUUCAAUUUUAUAUAACUUGAAUGAAAUUUAAAUUAGAAUUGUGACUAUUGAUAAAUAUCGAUAAUAUUAAUAUAUUAAUAUAUUGAUAAUAUCGUUAAAAUAUCAAUAAUGGAUAAAAAUAAUUGAAAUUUUUAUUUUUUUUUAUUCAAAAUUAUUAUUAAAAAUGUUGCUGUUAACGAUUAUUUAUGGAUAUUUCAUUGAAUUUUCGAUAUAUUCAAAAUAUCGUUAUCUAUAAUUAAAAUGCUUAUUUAUUUUUAUUGAAACUUAUUACAGAUAUUUAUUACAAACAUUUUUAAUGUUGUAAUAAUAAUUUUAAAUAAAAAUAUGAAUUCUAAUUAUUUUUAUUCAUUAAUUGUAUAUCUUAACGAUAUUAUAAUCGAUAUAUCAAAAAUUAAUAAUAUAUCGAUAAUCGAUAAUCAUAACUAGAAUUUGAAUUUUAUCAUAUACUGAAUUGUAAGCCUAUAACGAAUAAAUAGUUAUAUACGGUAAUAUUUUUUGUUCGAUUGUUUCGAAUUUAUAUUUGAUUAAUGCGAUAUCGAAUUUGUUUUUGAACAAAUAAUAAAAUUUUAGGUACAAGUCGAUGAUUAUCGAUCGAUAUCUAAUGAUUUCAUAUUCUGUCGAAUGUUCUAGCGGAAUUUAUAUUCCUGAAAUAUAAAAUUCGGUUUCUGCUAUAAUCCUAUUUCUUUUCUUUAAGGAUUAUUAGAAAUUAUUAAAUGAUUAGAAGAAUUCAGAAGAAGAAAGAUCAGAUUCGUGAGAAAAAAAAUUAUUUCGAUUUUAGGUUAAAUAAUGGUUCAUUAAUGUUGAAUAUUUAUUAUUCUAGUAUUUUUUUCUUUCGAUAAUAAUAUAGUUUUAAUAUAAUAUAUUUUAUUUGAUGCUUUUUUACGUAUAGUUUCUAUGUUAUAGCAUUUUAUCAUGAUAUAAUAAUUAUUGAAAACGAAUGCAUUUCUUCCUUUUAGUGUAAAUUUUUUCGGAUAAUUAUGUGCAUUUUAUUCACUUAAAGUAAUAACAAGAUUGAAAUUCUUGUACGUCAUUGUACGUAUUAUAUUUAUAUACAGGAUAUACAAAAAUAGAGAUUUAAAGCUUCUUAGGGCUAUUUUUAAAUACCCUGUAUACAUAGAAUGAUUCUAAUUUGACUACAGAGAAUUUGAUCACGUAGAAUUUACCUCGUAAAAUUUGUUUAUUAUAUAAAAAAUUGUUUUUAUGAUAAUGCUAUUUUUCUUUCAUUCUGUUAUUUCUUAUUAUUACGAUCUAUCUUAUUUUAAUUUUUCGUAUCAACAUGAUAAGUUUUGUAAAAAUUUAAAUUUCAGAGUAUCAAACAUUUAUUACAUAAUUAUUAUCGCAUACAAUUUAAAAAAUCGAAAAAUUAAAGGUCUUAAUUAGAAUAUUUUUCAACAACUAAGAUUUUGUUUUCUCAUAGAUUUUUUUCUUGCAAUUUUUAUAUAAUAAACGACUUACGAGUAGUUUUGUUAGAACGUAUCAACAACAUUUAAAAUUUUAAACGAGUUAAUGAAAAUAUUUUAUCCUCAUAUAUAGAAUGAGAUAUAUAAAACAGUAACAUUCGAAUGCAUCUUUUUUUAGAUUAUAUCAAGAUUCUUAUUUCUUUAAAAAUAAGUUAUUACAGACAUAUUGAUUUAAAAAGUAUAUUUUUCCGUUAGCAAUUUCACUUCUAUACUUUAUUUUUUAUCGAACUUAUUUCUAUUUUGGAGUAAUAUUUUUCGUGGUUCAUAAUCAUAACAUAAUCAAUAGUAAUUUUAAUUCUUAUUAUAUUUGCACGACGUUUAGCAAUUUGGGAUACGUUGUAAAUAGAUAUGAAAUAAGAAAAAACAAAUUUUUAGUAAAUUAAGUAACAUUAUACUGAUUAAAAGUAUAAAAAAUAUUAAAAAUAAAAAUUUAUUAUCAAAUUAAAGAAAUUGAUAAAUAUUAUCAAUUACAAUCUUUGCUAUGUAGAAUGAUUUUAAUAGAAUUGAAUACUUUAAGCAAUUAGUUUAAUUAAUUAUUAUAAUAAACAUCGAAAUAAAUAAUAGUCUGAAUUUAUAGAAAGUGAAAUUUUAUUUACAAAUUGAUGAUUUUUUUUAUCGAUUUUAUCUUUUAAUUUAUUUCAAAUUUUUCAUUAAACAUAAAAGUAAAAGAAAUAAGAAUAAUUAAAUAAGUAAAUUUUAAGCAAUUUUUUUAGCUUUUUUAUUUAAUUUAUAAUUAUCCAAAUUUCGAAGAGUUCUCUAAUAUUUCACUACUACUAUUAUAAUUAACAUUAAAAUAGGAUAAUAAUUCUUCUAUUCAUCGUUAAUUUAGAAAUAUCAUUAAAAAUUCGCUCAAAAAGAUACAAAUUAUAUUAAGAAUAUUUGUAAAAUAUUGAAAAUAUAAAUUAGUACAAAAAGUAUAGAAAGUUCAAUUUAAUCGAGAAAAAAAAAACAUAAAAUUGAUAUUAAAAAAAUUUUUCAAGUGAUAAUUAAUUGAUUAUUAUGUUAGGAAUAAACUAGAGAAUUUAUUUAGUAUAUAUUUCUUUAAUUUUUGAGUAAUGUUCAAUUCUCUUUUAAUCAACUUACAUAUGCUUAGGUGAAUAAAAUAAAUUUUGGGAUCUUUAAUUGUUGCGUAAAUUAGAUUUUUCGUUUUGUCAUAAAAAAUUAGAGGAGGUAGGUAAGUUUGAUAUCGUUUCUUAGACUUCGUGAAUUAUUGUUUAUUCUGCAGUCGGUGUUUCUACAGAUAACUUUCCUUUCUGGAAACAUAGAAUAAAUCGAAGUACCUUUUGAUGCGAUUGUGUCAAUGAAAAGUAUUAAAAAGGAAUAAAUAUACGAUUGUUACAUUUGCAAACUA